GUCGAUCGUGAAUUAGGGCUGUAUUUCGUCCCCCUCGUUCUCUGUGUUGUUGUCCUCGGUGACGCGACGGAGGUGUAGCCUGACGCGGUCUCUUACGUGUCGGACUAAAUAAAAGUGGAGCUCCGGAGGCCUGGGAGUGACGAGGCGAGUCUGUGUCGGGCAAUCUAAAUGACCAUGGAGGCAGGAGCAGAUGUCCAGCAGGGUGGCGACACUGCAGUCUCAGAGACAGACACUCAGCAGAUUGCCACCUUGGCCCAGGUUUCCAUGGCUGCAGCACAGGCAUCAGCCACUGCGCCUACAGUGACCUUAGUUCAGCUGCCCAAUGGACAAACGGUGCAAGUUCACGGGGUCAUCCAGGCAGCCCAGCCCUCCGUCAUACAGUCCCCACAAGUGCAAACUGUACAAAUUUCUACCAUCGCUGAGAGUGAUGAUUCACAGGAGUCAGUGGACAGUGUGACAGAUUCCCAGAAAAGAAGAGAGAUCCUGUCUAGACGGCCCUCGUACAGAAAGAUCCUGAACGACCUUUCAUCUGAUGCUCCAGCAGUCCCACGGAUAGAAGAAGAGAAAUCAGAGGAGGAUUCUGCUCCAGCCAUAACAACUGUUACCGUGCCAACGCCCAUCUACCAGACAAGUAGUGGGCAGUACAUUGCUAUUACUCAGGGUGGGGCGAUCCAGUUAGCCAAUAAUGGAACAGAUGGAGUUCAAGGGCUACAAACCUUGACCAUGACGAACGCGGCAGGCGCUCAGCCCGGCACCACCAUCCUGCAAUAUGCACAGACCAGCGACGGCCAGCAGAUACUGGUGCCCAGCAAUCAGGUGGUUGUACAAGCGGCCUCGGGAGAUGUUCAGGCGUAUCAGAUCCGCACCGCAGCUGCUAGCACCAUUGCUCCAGGGGUGGUCAUGGCCUCCUCUCCUGCACUGCCCAGCCAGGGAGGAGCUGAGGAGGCCACACGCAAACGGGAGGUUCGGCUAAUGAAGAACAGGGAGGCAGCACGGGAGUGCCGCAGGAAAAAGAAAGAGUACGUUAAAUGUCUGGAAAACAGAGUGGCCGUGCUGGAGAAUCAGAACAAAACGCUCAUCGAGGAGCUCAAAGCGCUAAAGGACCUUUACUGUCACAAAUCUGAAUAACGGCCCUCACACUUACGUGCUGAACGGAUCUCUCUCUGGUGCCUCAAGAGACAGAGACUCUGAACAUACAACAGGCACCUGCACAGCAUCUCUGUCUCUUUUUGUUUCUAUUUCUUUUCCUUUUUUUUUUUUUUUAAAUAUUAUCUUCUGUAAAAAUCCAGUUAUCAGGAAUACAUUGUAAGUUUGUAAGUGUAAACUUUUUUUAUUUCCUUUUUCUCUUUAGAGGAAAGAAAGUCGGUUUCUCUAAGACAAGAAAAAAUAUGAAAUGCAGGGUACAGUUUCGUUAUCAAACACGUUGCCCUACUUUAAGGAGCGUCGCGAAGCAUAAAGAGCACCUUUCAGCUGCGAGCGUGACAGGGAAUGAAUGUUUGUGUGGGUUUAUCAUGGAAACAGCCCAGGGUGCUGCUUCUGAGAGCUGCUCCUGUCACUCUGAGGUUCCUGUUUGAAAGACUUUCCCACACUGCACCAGUCGUUGAUGGCGCUGCCUGCGAGCAUGAUUAAACGGGGAUGGAGAUUCUCACUUUUGCAGCAUGGGUCUUUAAUGAUUGAGAUGAAAUCAGCUGUGCCCUCUCCUGUUGUUUUACUGCUUCUGUUACUAAUACAUAUACUCAUAUUUUUGUUCUUAUAAAGAGAUGUGUGUAUAUAUACUAUAUACAUAUGUGUAUAUAUAUAUAUAUAUAUAUAUAUAUAUAUAUAUACACAUGCCUCUCUUAUGACUCGGAUUGAUAUAUUAUGCGCCAUUGUCUACUUUUUCUUAAGCAGUGUUGCUUUUGUUACAAAAUUAAGUGCUAUAAGGAAAAAACUCAGUCACGUUUGUUAACUAAAAUAGGUGGAUGCUUUGAAACAUGGAAUGAUGAUGUUUGAAAAAUUGUUGUAAAAAAGUAAAUGAAAUAUACUAUGUGAUUUUCAGUGAGCAUUUGAUAGCCCAUAAUCAGAAAAUCAUUUUUUUAACUUGUAAGUGUGCUUAUAUUGUAAUAUAUUGGAAUUUCUUCAUCUAUGCCAGACUUUACAGGUCUUUUUGGUGCCAUCUACACUGAUCAGAGAUUCAUUGUGUUGAUUCCCUUAUAUUUUGGGCAAAGAUUUUGAUAUACAAAACUGAUCUCUGAUCAGUGGAAAAGUGUUUUAUUUUUUCGUUUCACAUUUCAGUGAUGAAAUUGCUGUUAUUCUUUUUUGUCUUUUGCCAUAACAUGUAGCUAUCCACAAACAACGUCAAUGUUAUUUUUAUGUUAUUUUUUGUUUAGUUUUUUUUUUCUAUUAUUGUAUUUUUAAGAUAUGUUGCUUAUGUGUAACCUAAAUCAGUUAAAAAGCAUUUUGGUGCAGUCUUUCAUCAACAAUUAUAUAUUUGGCAGCUGUUCAUAAUCAAA
Labeo rohita (rohu) is the source of this 2492-nucleotide messenger RNA. RefSeq names its product cAMP responsive element binding protein 1a (gene creb1a). NCBI's taxonomy places the organism in Eukaryota, Metazoa, Chordata, Actinopteri, Cypriniformes, Cyprinidae. The transcript is spliced from 8 exons. The record is from RefSeq and is a predicted model, not a curated record. Gene Ontology annotation, cellular component: nucleus; ATF4-CREB1 transcription factor complex. Gene Ontology annotation, biological process: regulation of transcription by RNA polymerase II. Bases 169 to 1128 code for a protein of 319 amino acids. Gene Ontology annotation, molecular function: cAMP response element binding; protein binding; DNA-binding transcription factor activity, RNA polymerase II-specific.